This is a messenger RNA of Saccostrea echinata, 522 nucleotides long. RefSeq lists its product as uncharacterized. The transcript is spliced from 3 exons. Gene Ontology annotation, molecular function: calcium ion binding. The coding region runs from base 40 to 387 and encodes 115 amino acids. Lineage: Eukaryota; Metazoa; Mollusca; Bivalvia; Ostreida; Ostreidae. The record is from RefSeq and is a predicted model, not a curated record.
AGUAAAGGUGAAAAAAAAUUUUUAUAGAGGUGGAACAAUAUGGCUGUUCUGAAGUUGGUUGUCUUGAUGUCUCUGUUGGCUGUGGUGUUAUCGUUACCCACGAGCAAGUCCAAAUGGAGGUCCGUCCAAAAACGAUCUGCUCCAUCAUUAGACAAACGCUCAGUUUUUGAUAUGUUUGAUAAAUUCGACUUGAAUGGUGACUCCAAGCUUGAGUUUCACGAAAUAGCCUAUUUCUUCUUCAACAAUUUCCACUUCUCUUCCGAAGACGCACAGCGAUACGCACAGCAACAGCUCAACAACUUCGACAUAAAUAAGGAUGGCGAACUCGACAUCUGGGAAUUUACUAAGGACCCGCCUAGUAUCGACACUGCGGACAUGUAUUACUAGAGGACUGUCUUUGUGUUCUACUCAGGAAAAAAAAUUCUUGAAAACCUAACAGACAUGCAAAAAGAUCAUAUGGGUGCUUUCUAUUUAAAUAUGAAAAUUAAACAAAAAUGAGUCUUGUUUUUUUUUUUUUUUAAU